AUGGAACAAAGAGCAGAGGAAAUAACAGAAGAAACACCAGUCGAUUUUUCUACAGUAUCGACUCUACUGUCUCCCGUGGGAUAUGGAUUCUUGUCAUUUUGGAUGCUGAUUGUCACUCUUCUCUCUGUCUUCUGUAACUCUCUUGUUAUUGCUGUUAUGUUACGGAACCAUCAGCUUUUCUUCCCCACAAAUGUCCUCAUUCUGGGUCUGUCUGUCUCCGACUUGCUCAUGACCCUCUGUGGAUCCUCUGUUAGCACAGUGACCAACUACUUUGGGCAGUUCUUCAUGGGGAGAGAACUCUGUGUCUUCCAGGGCUUUACUGUCAAUUACUUUGGCCUGGUCUCCCUGUGUACGCUAACUCUGAUGGCUUAUGAGCGUUACCACAUAAUAUGCAAGCCCAUGGGUGCCUUCAAAAUAACACUGCGACGCAAUGCUAAGGGCCUGCUUCUAGUAUGGAUCUACUGCCUGUUCUGGGCUAUGGCACCUCUGCUAGGCUGGGGCUCCUAUGGCCCUGAAGGAGUUCAGACCUCAUGCUCUUUGGCCUGGGGGGAACGUACCUGGAUCAGCUACAGCUUUCUGAUCCCAUACUGGAUCUUCUGCUUCUUUCUGCCCACGUGGCUGAUCAUCUUCUGCUACUACCACAUAAUAAUCUCCAUUAAAAGGUUGAACCAGAGUGUGGAGAAUCAGGGAGGCAGGUCACGGCAAAAAGAGGACAGGCAUGCUAUGUGCAUGGUAGCUGCCAUGAUUGGUUCCUUCUUCUUCUGUUGGCUGCCAUAUGCUAUUGUAUCAAUGCUUGUGAUUCUUGUGCCAGAUAUCUCCAUAUCCCCACUUCUUGCAUCCAUGCCUGCCCACUUGGCUAAGACAAGCCCUGCAUACAAUCCCAUCAUAUUUUUUCUGGCCAAAACAAAGUUCCGGGACAUGGCCUUGGAGAUUAUAUCAUGUGGUUGCUACAGACCUACGUUGCAAAAAUCAAGCGGUUCCACGGAGAUGGAAAUAGUGGAGACUGGAUCCAAACACCUGAGUCCAAACUGCGUUCAACCUGAACCUGCGCUGUCCAACUGA
This is a messenger RNA of Tachysurus fulvidraco (yellow catfish), 1062 nucleotides long. Its product is annotated as opsin-VA-like. The transcript is spliced from 4 exons. Gene Ontology annotation, molecular function: G protein-coupled receptor activity. Gene Ontology annotation, biological process: G protein-coupled receptor signaling pathway. NCBI's taxonomy places the organism in Eukaryota, Metazoa, Chordata, Actinopteri, Siluriformes, Bagridae. The record is from RefSeq and is a predicted model, not a curated record. Gene Ontology annotation, cellular component: membrane; photoreceptor outer segment. The coding region runs from base 1 to 1062 and encodes 353 amino acids.